Molecule: messenger RNA, 435 nt
Organism: Anthostomella pinea
Lineage: Eukaryota; Fungi; Ascomycota; Sordariomycetes; Xylariales; Xylariaceae
Source: the annotation of a GenBank genome assembly
AUGACCACUAACGCUGACCGAUUCCCGACCGUUACUGCCCGGCUGACCUAUGUUGCCGGACGUCUGACAAGGAAAGCCUAUGAAUUGAUCCUGCCAAAGACCCGCUACAGAGUUCCCGACUUCCUCGAUUACCCGGAAAUGCUUGCCUACCUGGAGAACGCCUUUGGAGACCCCGACCGUAUUCAGAAUGCCCAGAAUAAGCUAUACCAGCUGAAGCAAAGGAACCAGGACUUUAGCACCUUCUUCUCUGAAUUUCAACGCCUGGUCCUGGAAGGAGAGAUGCCCAAGGACGCCCUGACCCCAUUGUUGUUCCAAGACAUAUCUCGCGAACUUCAGGAUAUGCUCCUACAUAGCUCGACCCCGUCCCGGAGAUAUAGAGACUACGCCAAUCACCUGCAAGCCCUGGAUAACCGCUUCCGCCAAUACCAACAAUAA